This is a messenger RNA of Arctia plantaginis, 3393 nucleotides long. NCBI's taxonomy places the organism in Eukaryota, Metazoa, Arthropoda, Insecta, Lepidoptera, Erebidae. The record is from the annotation of a GenBank genome assembly.
AUGUGGACGCCUAUAGCUUUAAUGGCUGUGGUCAUCAUAAAUCUCUUCGACAGCUCGAAUGCAUCAUCAUAUUGCGAGUACCUUGGAUAUCGUCCACCAGAGCAGUAUCUUAGUGAGGAUGGAAAAGAGAAGAGCAUUUCAUUGUAUUGGGGCAGUGACCCAGCGCACGCUGCCUCGGCCCUGUUCAAAGUCGUGCUUCAUAGGGCUCUUGGAUACCAGAAUGUUCGACUGAUAAAAGGUCCACAUAGCCUCAAUGAGCUUGCUGCAAGCGUAUAUUUUGACAGUGCAGGACAAUAUGAAGAUGCAAUAUUAGGACUAUCGACGGGAUGGGAGCCUACCCUUGAACCAAUGAGGGAACUCAACCUAGCUGGAGCUACAAGCGGGUUGGGGGCUCCUCGCCUUCAAGACAUCACUGCAAACAUGUUGCCAGCACGUGUGCGACUCUACGUACACUGCCCUUCCAAAUUCAAAUCAAUAAAACAGUGCGAAAAGGUCAUACUAUGGAAUUUCUACACUGACGCUGAUGCGCUUAAGAAUUGCGGUUUCAUUAAUGAUUAUUCUGCUUCAAGGGACCAUAAAGCGGUGGUGUACAUCGUACAGGACUCGAGCAAUAGAACGACUGAGCGUGCAAAAAAGCUAGAGGCACGAUUUAAUGCACUUCUUCAAUUCAAAGAACUGGAUCGGAAGAGUCUUUUUCAAAAAUUGCAUUCUGCCAAUGAAUCGUUCUUAUUUAUUGAUUAUGACAUGUGGGAUCACAGAGCGGUGAUCAGUACAGUCCAAGAACUGCCUUGUUUAUCGUUUGAAGGACUCGCAUGUGUAACUGAAUUGGACACUGCGAUAGACAUGCGUGUUACCGACCAUUUUUUGCUACCGGAACACGCAACGCAAAUAUUUCAACUUGCUCACAUUUUUCAUCCUUCUCACGAAUCCUUAAUAUUUAUACUCGAGCACAAUGCAAAUGGUACAGAUAUUGAAGAAGCUGCCUGUGAAUGGAUUAGUAAUAAUAAUGAUACAGUUUAUAAUGAUUGGGUAGCCAAUUACGACGCGCAUAUAAAGCAUCAUGAACUAGCCGUUUUUUAUAGUACUUCAGACACUAAUAAAGAAACCUUUUCAAUACUUUUAAGCAAUUUACAAAAAGAAGUCUACCGCUUGACAGGAUCAAAUCUAAAUAUAACUUUGAGACACUAUUAUUCACUAGAUAACUUUAAUAAAAGUUUUGUUAAGAGUGAAAUACACUAUUACAUGAGACAUGGAAUCAGACAAAGAUUAAUUGGAGCUGUUGUAGGCGGUGAUGAUAAAAUGACUGAAGAGGCUACAGCUUUUGAUAAAAUGGGUCUUCCAGUAUUAUUUUAUGACGUGACUACCGUAGAUGUAGAUUCUAUGGAAUCCGUAUGGGUCACUUCUGGCCGCUCGGUUCACUUGGCACUUGCAAUGAAACACUUUGUUCGUAAAAACAAUUGGAUUCGUGUAGCUGUGUUAUCAGAUUCAUCUGAUGUAGCUAAAAAGUUUCUGGGAGAUUUGCUGACAUGUACUGCAGAUCUAAGAGAAGCAGAUAAAAUUGCACUUCAUGACCAUACAUUAGAACAAGUAACACCAACUGAGUCGAAAAAAGUUUUAAGUAAAUUACAAUAUGAAAAUGCCCACAUUAUUAUAGUGAAUACACAGUCUCAAGAUGCAGUCACCAUACUUACAACAGCAGCUGAACUUGAUAUGAAUAAUGAAAAAGAAUUUAUCUGGAUCGUACGCGAGUGGGUAGAGUAUGACAAAAUAUUAAACAUCAUAUUCUUUACGAUAUCAUUUUGCUGUCCGAAAAAAAAUGAACUGGGAAGCACUGGAAAGAACCUUAAAGCAGAAAUUAAUGACUUAUGGCCUCGGUCAGCUGUUGCACUUGUAGAUGCAGUGUUGACAAUGGCUAAGGGCUUUGAAGACGUUUUUUUGAAAUAUCCCCAGGCACGCGAAGACCCACACAGCGCAAAAUCUAUUAGACAAUUUGAACAAAGCUUAAUUGAGUUAAGCCCGAUUGAAGGUUUCGCUCAGGAACUGGUAUUCACGAAGCACUCUACUGAGAAAGCCGUUUUGUACUUAGCAGAAUGGCAGAGCGGCAAGCGCAACACCGUAUCACGGUGGCAUGUGAACGCAGCGACAAAAAAAGUUGAAUUUGAACAUGACUAUCGUGAACCAUAUUUUAAAACCAACCCCCCUCAUGAUGGUACUUCAAGAUGUUUGACGCCAACUGGUGACUUAUACUUACCGACUUGCAACGAUUUCUAUUGGAUUAUCGCGAUUAUUAUAAUUACUGUGGCACCCCUGUCGGUUGUACUUAUAAAUCGCGCAAUACAUCGGCGUCUGAAGAAGAUGCGCAUGAAUAUUCUAAGGGACCUACGGGCAGAGCGUGAUCACCGUGCCGCCAAGCUGUCCACUUAUUUAGUGGAUCGCAAGGCUUUAAAGCCACGACGUCAACUCGGAGCUGGCCGUUUUGGUUGUGUAAAGCUAGCAGAUUUGCUCAUCCCGGGCUCGAAGACACAGAUCGUUGCGGCCAAAGAACUGCGUGAUCAUCAAAAUGAAAGAGAAAUUCUUAGGGAGGCGUGCAUUCUAGCUUCUCUUAAACACGACAAUAUUAUUCGUCUGGUCGGCGUGUGUAUAGAUGACGGACCAACACUCGUGCUUAUGGAGGUAGCUUUCUUCGGUGAUUUGCUCCAUUAUCUUGAGAAUCGUCGUUACCUUGCAGAAGGUAAUAAGGUAACAUCUGAUUCAAUUCCAGAAUUGAAUAAGGACUACGAAGAGGCUGCUCAUGUAUCAGCCAAAGAACUUACUCGGCUAGCACGUGAGGCCUCAUCAGCGUUAGCUUAUCUGGCCUUGCAGGGCGUUAUACAUCGAGAUGUGCGUGCUUCAAACUGUCUGGUUGAUGCGAAACGUUCCCUAAAGCUGGCUGACUUUGGCUUAGCGCGAGAAACAAUAGUUACAGGCAUGGACGGCAAUGGAGAGUACGCUUGUCGACGACGCGGUUUAUUUCCUGUGCUCUGGAUGGCGCCCGAAAGUUUGAUGCACGGUGUAUUUUCUACAGCGUCUGAUGUAUAUUCGCUGGGUGUACUCUUUUAUGAGCUAGUAACUCUUGGCGCUCGUCCAUAUGGUAAUAUAUCGCCUCUACGUGUAAUGCGUUUUGUUACAUCAGGUGGUAAACCAUCGAUGCCACGGGACGCUACUCCACAAACAAUCGCUUUGGCGCAGUUGUGUUGGCAGCGUGAGCCAGAUAAACGUCCUACUGCAGCACGUGUAGUAGCUUAUUUGGCAGAGCACCCCUAUAGUCUAAACCCUGCGCUCGACUAUGAAGAUGAUGAUGCUGAUAGCGGUUACGGCGAAUCGUCUUCGACAGAAAUAUUAUUACCAGAAUGA